UAUAAAUUAUUUUUUCUUGCUUUAUUUGUUGGACAAUGUUUAAUUGUGACCCUACUUGGCAUGUUAUGAAAUGACUUCACAUUUCUGCUUUAGGUCACCUGAGUGUUUUCCGCCAUAUACAGUAUAAGUAGUUGUAGUAGGGCGAGAGAGAGACAGACAGCGAUAGAGAGACGGUUCUGCCCCCUCGUGUCUUUUUUUAGUAUAACUUAAAACAGUAAAAAAUAUUGAAUUUUUGAAAUGUAUUUAUAUAGACCCUACCCACCGACGUCACAAAAUCACGUGAUCGCAGUAUUGUUCCGCCCCAUUGUCCGUCAUUUUGUGUCUGUAUUAUCAAUGGUCUCAAUUGAUCGAGCAAUUUAUAAUGCAUUUCAUGGAAGACCCGGUGCUUUCGGAUGCCGUAAACUCACUGGAUGCGUUGCAUAAAAGGCGUUAUGUGGAAAAGCUUCAGUUUAUCCAUUCGCCAGAUCCAUAUUUGAUGCCUAAAUCGAUAUUUUUCGACCCGCUGUCUUCGCCGUCUUUGCCUGACAUCUGCUAGCUACCCUGAUAAUUACAACUAUCUUGUCCACACAAAAUCAGCCUAUUCUCACGAAAGUUUGAAAAACUUUAAGAGCUUGGAGGCUUAUAAAUACUUCGUUGCUGGUUGGGUGAAACAGGUCCUCGUCCACGAAAAUUCGGCAGGAAUCUAUCUUGUGCUUGGAAAGGUGAGUUACGAAAUUUUCAAUUCAAAAUCUUUUGUUCUUGCUAACAUCCACUGUCAAGUCUAAUGUAUUUCAUGUCAUUUGUCAAUGGAGCUAGGGCUUUUAAUGUUGAAAUGGUUUAGCGAUAGCACUCUCACUACAUACAUACGUGUAUGUUGUCGGCGAUUAGCCUAGCAAUGAUCUUAAUUGUGGUUGUCAGCCCAAAACCCUCUAAAUAUAUAUUAAAUGCAUCUUACCAGAUAUAAAAUGACUACUACAUAAUCUGUGGUAAUCGUUUGGAGCCCAGUUUUCUCGUCGAAUUGCAGCAGCCCAUCUAGCUCUCCUCACCGGUGUUCUGCCAAAAUAUCCUACAUCGGCAAAACGUCCUACAUUAGUCGAAUUUGACACCUAAAGUACUACCGUGCGCUCCAAACUUGUUUUGUUUAGAUGCAUACAGGAAUAACGUACUAAAAAAAUGCCUGCAGAAAAUACUUAAAUGUAGUUAUAUCAAAUAAGGACGGUUUAAAUACGCUACAUGACUAAUGUGGUCAAUUGCUUCAAAGCUAACACAAAAAAACACAAUGGUUAAAAGUAUGAGAGGGUAAUACAUGCAAACAGUAUCUUUGAGGCAGUGAAAAGGUUCUAAAUAACUAAAUAAAAACAAAAAUGGUGAGUACUCACCGCUUCUAACCGAUGUGCGCAUGCGUGUGGAUGCAUGCGCAAGCGCCCUGAGCAUUGUGUAGAACGUUUCGCCGCGUAGUAAGGAAUGGCCGAACACCUGUUCCGAACACCUGUUCUCUCGGAAUCCGGUAGAACUUCAAGUCCCUCCGUCUUUCUUCUCUGUUAUUGCAACCGACCGCCACACACGCCCUCACCAUUUUGAUUAUUAAUGUUAACGAGCAGAAAACACGCCGUAAAUAGGAGGAAUGUACGUAGCCGUAACAGGUAAACACGAUGUGUUGACGGACAAUUGGGCGGCACCAGUCAGGAGGGCUGAGUUGUGACGUCACGUGGGUAGGGUCUAUAAUAGGGGCUGUGCACAUUAAUGGAUAUCUAAAAGAUGUAAACACGCCAGAUUGUAGCAAAAAAAAAAAAAAAAAAAAUCAAAUUUACACCCGCAGUCCCUAGGCAGGUAACACAGAUACAAAAAGUGAACAAUUUGCACCUACUUAUUCUAUGCCGAUGGCGCUAAAACCGAAAUCGUGAUCACGUUUCAAAGAGCUCGCGUGACGUCACAAAGAACGAUCUUUGGUCUUUGAUGUCAAACCACAGUACAAAACAACAUCCGCUAGUGACAUACCAUCAGAUGGAGCAGUGGAGUCAAGUACACAAGACUUAUCUGAAGACACCAUCUGGACGAAAGACUUCGACCAUGGAACAACUUGCAUCUGAAAUUCUUGCAACAAUCGAAGGGCUGGGGGAGCACAUAUUGGAGCACCCUCUGAGUUUAACAGAUCUGGACCGGAUGAGCGACGGUGCAACAAAGUCUGCAACCAGAGAAACGUUCAUUUUGGCUGAGCUGAUUGAAACUGAAAAGGCUUACGUGCGAGACCUGCGAAAGUGCAUUGAUACUUACAUGAGGGAGAUGUUGACCCAAGAGGAGGAGAUCCCUGCAGGACUGAACAAUAUGGAGGACGUCAUCUUCGGGAACUUGUUGGAGCUGUAUGAAUUCCAUCAUAAGAUCUUCCUCAAGGAACUGGAAAAACAUGAAAGCGUCCCUGAAGAUGUCGGAUGUUGCUUUGUCAAAUGGGCUGAGAAGUUCCAAUUAUAUGUGGACUACGGCAAGAACAGUGACAAGUCAACUCUGCUCAUCCUGGAGCAUACUGUUAACUAUUUUAAUAAAAUUCAGCGGAAGCACGGACUAGCAUUCUCGUUACAAUCUUUCCUGCUUAAGCCAAUACAGAGAAUGACAAAAUAUCCGCUGUUGUUAAAGAAUCUCCUCGAGUGCUGUGAAGAUGGGAAAGGAGUACUCAAGGAAGCCCUGGAGGUGACUCUCAGCAUUCUGAAGAGAGCCAACGAUGCCAUUCAUUUCUCAGUUCUGGAAGGUUUUGAUGAGGGCGUUGAAUCCCAAGGUGAGCUGCUCCGACAGGAGUCGUUCAAAAUGUGGGAUUCAAAAUUGCCAUUUUGCAGGGGGAAGAAUAUACACCUUUUUCUCCUGAAAAAGUCCUUGCUGGUCUGCAAGGUGGUCAAGGAUCAGAAAGGCAUGACGAAAUACAUUUACAAGAGAAGACUCAACCUAGCUGAUGUAAAGCUGACAGAAAACCCUAAGGGAGACCCUGGCAAGUUUGUUCUUUGGGUGGGCCGUAACUUGAUGUAUAGCAAAAGAAUUGUUCUUAAGGCGUCAACUGUUCAAACCAAGCUGGACUGGAUCGAGCAUAUCCGGAAGCUAAAGAAGGAGCACACCCUCCACCUGCCGGGGACGCUCAAACAGCCGAUCGGUAUUCCUAAAGCCAUCACAGCAAAGCUCUACAAGAGGCAAAGGUGCAGGGCGUGAACUACAGUGGCUUCGAUGAUUCCAUCAAAGUGGCUCGGCGUCCUUUUUGUUGUUGUUUUUUGCAACAUUUGUGAAUAUAAUUUCUUGUACAUAUUGUAUAUAGUUAUGUAUUUGAUCAAAUAAAAUUUCAGCGUUA
This is a messenger RNA of Corythoichthys intestinalis (scribbled pipefish), 3307 nucleotides long. Its product is annotated as triple functional domain protein-like. Gene Ontology annotation, cellular component: cytoplasm; extrinsic component of membrane. The record is from RefSeq and is a predicted model, not a curated record. The transcript is spliced from 12 exons. Bases 1936 to 3171 code for a protein of 411 amino acids. Lineage: Eukaryota; Metazoa; Chordata; Actinopteri; Syngnathiformes; Syngnathidae. Gene Ontology annotation, molecular function: guanyl-nucleotide exchange factor activity. Gene Ontology annotation, biological process: axon guidance.